AUGGCGUUCGGACACCACAAAGAUAACCAUGCCGCGCCUGCCGACGACGUCGAGGCUACGGCGGCAGACCGCACCGACGGAGGUCUUAGCCAUGACGUCGACGACAGCGAACUGCCCGAGUAUGAGGCUCUAGACCGGUUUAUCACCAGAUACGAUGCCAGCGGUCAGCAGAAGUCGGCCGAGGAAGAGGAGGCCGAGAAGAAGAAGAAGCCCCCAUCACUUCUCAAGCUGUUGUUCAGCGGCGACCUUGAAGUCGAGCAAAACCAGAACCUCGUCGCCCCCGAUGCAUGGCUCGACACCGACAUGCGACAGGGCAUCAGCGAUCACGACGUCGAAGAACGCCGCCGACGUUUCGGCUGGAAUGAGCUCACCGCCGAGAAGGAGAACCAGCUGAGGAAAUUCAUGGGUUUCUUCCAAGGCCCGAUUCUUUACGUAAUGGAAAUCGCCGCGCUGCUCGCUGUCGGUUUGAAAGAUUGGAUCGACUUCGGUGUCAUUGUUGGCAUUCUUUUCCUCAACGCCGCCGUCGGAUGGUAUCAAGAGAAGCAGGCAGCCGAUGUUGUCGCCAGUCUAAAGGGCGACAUCGCCAUGAGGGCCACUGUAAUCCGCAACGGCAAGGAGCAGGAAGUUCUUGCACGGGAGCUCGUCCCCGGCGACAUUGUCAUCCUCGAGGAAGGCCGGAGCAUCCCCGCUGACUGUCAAUUGAUCUGUGACUACACCCACCCCGAGGAUUUCAACGAGUUCAAGAAGCUCAGGAACGAGGACAAGUUCAACGGAGACUCCACCGACUCUGGGGAUGAGAGUGCCAGCAACGAGAAAGGCACGGGCAAGGAGGCUGAGGACCGUGACGACGACGACGACGACGCAAGGUCUAUUCACUACGGCUUGCCCCUGGUUGCCUGCGAUCAGUCCGCCAUCACCGGCGAGUCGCUUGCCGUGGAUCGCUACAUGGGAGACCUGGUAUUCUACACCACUGGCUGCAAGCGAGGCAAGGCCUACGCCAUUGUCAAGACCUCGGCACGCUACUCCUUCGUGGGCAAGACUGCCACCUUGGUCCAGGGCACUCAGGACCGCGGGCACUUCAAGGAGGUCAUGGACAGCAUCGGAACGUCCUUGCUUGUGCUUGUCAUGUUCUGGAUCUUGGCAGCGUGGAUUGGAGGCUUCUUCCGGCACAUCCACAUUGCUUCCCCCGGUGUGCAGACACUUCUGCACUAUGCCCUCAUCCUGUUCAUCAUCGGUGUGCCCGUUGGUCUUCCUGUUGUCACAACCACCACUUUGGCUGUCGGAGCCGCAUACCUGGCCAAGCAGAAGGCCAUUGUUCAGAAGCUGACUGCCAUUGAGUCCCUUGCUGGCGUCGAUGUUCUCUGCUCCGACAAGACAGGCACACUGACCGCCAACAAGCUGAGCAUCCGCGAGCCGUACGUGGCCGAGGGUCAAGAUGUCAACUGGAUGAUGGCUGUUGCCGCCCUGGCCAGCUCUCACAACAUCCAAUCCCUGGACCCCAUCGACAAGAUCACCAUCCUGACUCUGAAGCGCUACCCCAAGGCGCGUGAGAUUCUCCGCCAGGGAUGGAUCACUGACAAGUUCACCCCCUUCGAUCCCGUCUCAAAGCGUAUCACUUGCGAGUGCCGACUUGGCAAGGACCGUUAUAUCUGCGCGAAGGGUGCUCCCCGGGCUGUCGUGGACCUGGCCAACUGUUCAGCCGAGACGAAGGCCCUGUACAACCAGAAGGCCAAGGAGUUUGCCAGCCGUGGGUUCCGUUCUCUCGGUGUCGCGGUCAAGAGAAACAACGAGGAUUGGCAGCUUCUGGGCAUGAUCUCCAUGUUUGACCCGCCUCGUGAGGACACUGGCCAGACCAUUAUUGAAGCCCAAGCUCUUGGCGUGCCUGUCAAGAUGCUUACUGGUGACGCUAUUGCUAUCGCGAAGGAAACCUGCAAGAUGUUGAGUCUCGGCACCAAGGUCUACAACGCAAACAAACUUUUCAACAGCGGAUUGUCCGGCAGCUUGCAACAUGACCUUAUCGAUCGCGCCGAUGGUUUUGCCGAAGUCUUCCCCGAGCACAAGUACCAAGUCGUCGAAAUGCUUCAGCAACGAGGAUCUCUCACUGCCAUGACUGGUGUCAACGACGCCCCUUCGCUGAAGAAGGCUGAUUGUGGUAUUGCCGUGGAGGGCUCUUCCGAGGCCGCACAAGCCGCAGCAGACAUCGUCUUCCUCGCACCCGGUCUCAGCACUAUCAUUCUCUCGAUCAAGACAGCACGACAAAUCUUCCAGCGGAUGAAGGCCUACGUGGAGUACCGGAUUGCACUCUGCAUCCACCUUGAGAUCUACCUGACUCUCUCGAUGAUCAUCCUCAACGAGACCAUUCGACCGGAUCUCAUCGUCUUUAUUGCACUGUUCGCCGAUUUGGCUACCGUGGCUGUUGCUUAUGAUAAUGCCCAUGUUGAGCCCCGGCCCGUCGAGUGGCAGUUGCCCAAGAUCUGGGUCGUCAGUCUCGUCCUCGGGACGCUGCUGGCCAUUGCCACGUGGAUCAUUCGUGCAACGAUGUUCCUGGAGAACGGUGGCAUCAUCCAAAACUUCGGCUCGGUUCAAGAGGUUCUCUUCCUCGAGGUCUCCCUGACCGAGAACUGGCUCAUCUUCGUCACUCGAGGCGGCAAGACCUGGCCAUCAUGGCAGCUCGUCGGUGCCAUCUUCGUCGUGGAUGUCCUCGCGACCAUCUUCGCCCUGUUCGGAUGGCUGUCCGGCUCGGGCGGCGGUGUCAUGCGGACAACUCCCGAGACCAUCUUCGAGAACUCGGACAACGGGUGGACGGACAUUGUCACCGUGGUGCUCGUGUGGGCGUACUCGAUCGGCGUCACCAUCUUCAUCGCCAUCGUCUACUACCUGCUCAACAAGAACCCGUGGCUGAACGACCUCGGCCGCAAGAACAGGCACCACAAGGACACCAUGCUCGAGAACGCCCUGUUGCAGCUGAACAAGAUCGCUAUCGAGCACGAUCAAAACCCUGAGACAGGCUCAGACAGGUACUACCUUGUCGAGAAGGCAGCUGCGGAAGACGAUGAUUAG
Molecule: messenger RNA, 3060 nt
Organism: Diaporthe citri
Lineage: Eukaryota; Fungi; Ascomycota; Sordariomycetes; Diaporthales; Diaporthaceae
Exons: 5
Coding region: 1-3060 (1019 amino acids)
Biological process (GO): proton export across plasma membrane; regulation of intracellular pH
Cellular component (GO): plasma membrane
Molecular function (GO): ATP binding; ATP hydrolysis activity; P-type proton-exporting transporter activity
Source: RefSeq, a predicted model, not a curated record